This is a messenger RNA of Zymoseptoria tritici IPO323, 2373 nucleotides long. RefSeq lists its product as uncharacterized. The coding region runs from base 1 to 2373 and encodes 790 amino acids. Gene Ontology annotation, cellular component: late endosome; early endosome; fungal-type vacuole membrane. Gene Ontology annotation, biological process: sodium ion transport; vacuolar acidification; proton transmembrane transport. Gene Ontology annotation, molecular function: sodium:proton antiporter activity. The record is from RefSeq and is a predicted model, not a curated record. The transcript has 5 exons. NCBI's taxonomy places the organism in Eukaryota, Fungi, Ascomycota, Dothideomycetes, Mycosphaerellales, Mycosphaerellaceae.
AUGGGAUUCAUUUCUGCACAGUACAUUGCGAGAAGAGGCGCGGAAAUCGCCCUUCAGGCUCGACAGACCUCCGACUCCGACGACGAUGAAGACCAAGAGGCGGGACAGAAAGAGAUAUAUUCAUCAUGGGCGCUGCUCAUCCUCAUAACGCUCCUCAUCCUGGCUUUCUUCACGAGUUAUGUUCUCCGUACGAAGAAGAUUCAGGCAGUGCAUGAGACGGUCAUUUCCAUCUUUGCCGGAAUGGUGAUUGGAUUGAUACUCCGGUUGACCAGCGUCAACACGGUGCUGGAUGCUGUGACAUUUGACUACCAAUUCUUCUUCAAUCUGGUUCUUCCGCCUAUUAUCCUCGCUAGUGGAUAUGAGUUGCACCAGGCCAACUUCUUUCGAAAUAUCGGCAGCAUCCUUACCUUCGCAUGCGCCGGUACAUUCAUAUCUGCGAUUGUGCUUGGUGUCAUCCUAUGGCUUUGGACCCGAAUUCCCCUCGAAGGUCUCAACAUCACCUUUGUCGAAGCGCUCUCAGUGGGAGCGACUCUUUCAGCGACCGACCCAGUCACCAUUCUUGCCAUCUUCAAUACUUACAAAGUGGAUCCGAAACUGUACACAGUAAUCUUCGGAGAGAGUAUUUUGAACGAUGCCAUCGCCAUUGUGCUCUUCGAGACGGCGCAAAAGUACAAGGCGGGCGAAGAGGCUGGUAGCCUGACCAUCUUGAGCUUGUUCGAGAGUAUCGGCGUAUUUCUGCUGACCUUCCUCGGAAGCUUCUUCAUCGGUAUCUUCGUCGGCCUUGCCACGAGUCUUCUGUUGAAGUUCACACACGUACGACGGGACCCGAAAGUCGAGAGCUGUCUCGUCUUCCUCAUCGCCUACGCAUCAUACUUCUUUGCCAAUGCCAUUCACAUGAGUGGUAUUGUGUCUCUCCUCUUCUGCGGUAUUUGCCUCAAGCACUACGCCUACCACAACAUGUCGCGCCGAACCCAACUCACCACCAAAUUCGUGUUCUCCCUGAUGGCCCAACUGAUGGAGAACUUCAUCUUCAUCUACCUCGGGCUCUCGCUGUUCACCGAGCGUGUACUCGAGUACAAGCCUCUCUUCAUCCUGGUCACCGUCAUCGGCAUUUGUGUCGCUCGCUGGUGUGCAGUCUUUCCACUCACAGCGCUGAUCAACUGGUUCAUCCGCACUCGCGCUCGGAGGAGAGGACAGGAAAAUGUCGCGGAGGAAAUUCCGCAAAAUUGGAAGAUCAUGCUGUUCUGGGCUGGUCUUAGAGGCGCCGUAGGAGUUGCGCUUGCAGCUGGUCUGACCGGACCAAACGGCAACGCGCUGCGUGCUACUGUGCUGGUUGUUGUGGUGCUCACUGUCAUCAUCUUUGGUGGCACCACAGCUCGCAUGCUGGAGAUUCUCAACAUCCGCACUGGUGUUGUGGAAGAAAUCGACUCGGACGACGAAUUCGACAUCGAGCCAGUGCCCAGCGCUGGCGCGUAUGGAAGGAAGAACGGUACCGCAUUCGGCCACGUCCCCAAGAACUCCGGCAAUGGCACCAUAGGCCUAGGAGAUGUCGGCGGCCGGACUCGCACGGCGACCUACAGUUCUGGAAACCAGGGCGGCGUCGGCGCAUCUAGCUGGAAGCCGGAACUGGAGCGGCGGAAUUCUUCCCGAAUGCGACAAGAUCGUGCGAGUGCCGCAGAGCGAGGCCUUCUCUAUCAAGGUGACGAUGACGGCCUUGGUGACUACGAAGAUGAGCUUCAGCUGGCUGAUGAUGACGAUGAUCUUGGCCUCCCACCUGCCGCUGCACGGAGAAGUCCGUUGCAACAGGCUGGUGCCGAAGCGAUAUACCCUGUAUCAGGACAACGCGCAGGCGCCGAUGGGCAUGGAAACAUCGCGUCGCAGGCUGCACUCACGGCGAGAGGGGCUAUUUCGCAAAUCCUGAAUGCGACCAGCGAUGAUGCGGGCACUUUGUUUAAUAGACUAGAUGAGAAUUUCUUGAAGCCGCAUUUGCUGUUGGAUCCAGGAGGCGGAAGCAGUGGGCAUGCUCAUGACCCAAAACCUCCGCUGCCCUCUCCUUCGUUCCCGCCGUUCCACUCACGACCUCCGCGCCCUUCAACGCCAACAUCUUCGACCGUUCACGCUGUUGCGAAAUUUCACGCCGCAUUAGCGUAUCCCUCUCUAAUCCCGGCCAAGUCCAUCGUUCGCGGCAAUAUUUCUUCCAGGACAUUCCCCACUCACUGCGAGCGUGCAUUGUACCCCGACGAUGCGGCAAUCCGGGACGGGAAAGGGUUGGAGGUGGAGGGACAAAGGUGGUGGAAGAGUGCUCGGAACAGUAUCGGUGUUUUGUGUAGUGUCUUCAUCGCUGCUGUAAGCGUUGCGAGCGUAGGCGAUUAG